AUGAAAAUUCAAAUGUUACUCCGUCUGCUUGCUUAUCCUCGGUUACAUCUACCGUUGUUUUAUCAGCAGAUCAAAACUCUUUCAACAGCAACAUCUUCAAGUGUGACAAAACCGUAUCCGAGUUACGUCGAACGUCAAAUAACGAUUAACGUGAACACCUCACCAGGUGAUGAAUUCAUAGAAAUUGAUCAAGAGACAAAAGCGAAAGUUGCUAAACCAGCAACAUAUAUUCGUUCGACUGUCAACUAUGUAGAUACAAAUCCGUUAGGAGAUAAGAAUCAACCGAUUGUCCUACUGGUACACGGUUAUCCUGGUACACAUGAAUCCACAAGAAAUCUUAUAGAAGAAUUUCAACAACGAGAUUUUCGUUGCAUUGCUCCUGAUAUGCCUUAUUGUGGCAAAACUAAAAUGCCACUUUGGGGUACGUUAUUAUGGGGCAACUCAGUCUUUCUACGAGGAAGAUUUCUCGGUGAAUUGCUGAAAAGCAUCAUGGGAAAUAAACUAUUACCGAUUCAUACUGUUGUCGGUGUGCAUGAGAAUGCCUUUGCAUUAGUCUCACUGAUUGACCAAUAUGAAUAUUUUCGUUGUAAAUCAUUGAUAAUGAUUGAUCCAGUGCCAAGAAAACUUCUUCGAUUCUUUCCCUUGGCAAAACUUGUCUUCGAUUUCGGUCGGCUUCCACUCCACUGGCCAAUUGCUAAGUUUCUCCUUCAAGCUCUUGGUUAUAAAGAUCUACUAAAAUACUCUCAGCAAGAUAUCAUGGGUGCUUUGCGUAUAUGGAUGUUAGAAAACACGCGUGAAUAUGACGCGUAUAUUCAUAAUCUAUGGUUAUCUCGAUUACGGACAAUGAUGGUUGUCUCUGAUGAAGAUAGAUUUUUAAAUAGGAAGUUAUUGGAUGAAUUGAUCAAAGAUUUAGCUGUCGAACCGUUCAAUAAAUCAAACAUCGCAAACGCUGUGAUUAGAAAAUAUGCUUGCAAUCACGAUGAGUUACUAACUGAUCGCGUCAGUCAUGUUGCUGAUGAUAUCGAAACAUUUGUCUCGGCGACGCUUAAAUCACCAGCUGCGACCUUAGCGCAAUCGUAUACAUCGACAAUAACAAAGGAGAAAGAACAAAAAAAGCCUAUCAAAACUAUUAACAACCAACAAGACGGAGCAAAAACUGAAUUAGAUGAAAAUUCAUAUAGGCGUGCGGCGGCGAAUGACUUUUUCUCUCAAGCGUUUGGUCCAAGCAAGUCCGAGUUGAAACCAAAUCAACCGCACAGUAUACGUUCAGCAUUCGAGGCAGUUGCGAGCGGAUUUAUUCAAAAACUACCACCCGGCACAAAACGCGAAACAUUAGAAUCAAUGUAUUCAUCACUUGUCUACUAUUUUAUGUACCGUCGUCGAAAUAAAUUCAUUAUUCUGUUAGUGAUCAUAUUCUGCAUCUUAGUCUUUUUUCAUUCGACUUCUCGGCAGAAUUCGCCAAGAACUAAGAAGAGUGUUAACGUGCUUCAGAAAUCGAUUAAUGGAAAGAAGGUACGUGUCAAUCGAGAUACGUACACAACACCAGAACCAUGUCAUGGAUGUCCAGGUGAAAAUGGUCAAGGUGUACAGUUAACGGCAGAAGAAUCAGUUGGUUUAGAUGCAGUGAUGAAAAAGGAGUUUUUCAAUUUACGCGCAAGUGAGAAGAUUUCACUAUGGAGAUCAAUACCAGAUACUCGAGAUUCGAUGUGUAAAUCCGUCGAAUAUCCACCAGAUUUACCAACAGCAUCAGUAGUAAUAGUGUUUAAGAAUGAGCGAUGGUCACCGGUACUUCGAACAGUUUAUUCUGUCUUGAAUCGAUCGCCGAAGCACUUGCUCAAAGAAGUCAUUCUAGUGGAUGAUCAAUCAGAUAUCGAGGAGAUGGGACAACGUUUAGACGAUUAUUGUGAAGAACAUUUUGGUGAUCUAGUGCGGAUCUUACGAGCACCAACACGGCUUGGACUAAUCAAAGCGAAGAACUACGGUGGAAGAAAUGCCACUGGCGAUGUGGUCGUAUUUCUCGAUGCACAUUGUGAAGCGAAUACUGGAUGGCUUGAACCAUUAGUAUAUCGUAUUAAACAAAAGCGGACAGCCAUCUUAUGUCCUAUCAUUGACUUGAUCAAUGCUUUUGCCUUGUCGUACAAUUCGGGUCAGCCGAAUUCGAUUGGAGUGUUCACGUGGUCACUUCAUUUCAGUUGGUCGGGUAUUUUUCCACGACUUCUAAAUACACGACAAUCAAGAAUCGAUCCUAUCUCGUUAGAGCCGCUUUUAUUACGAAUUAAGCAAAAACGUUCAGCUAUUCUGUGUCCUGGUAUCGAUAUGAUUAGUGAUAGUAACAUGGGUUAUGGUGGUACGGGUGACGGAAGCGUGGGCGGAUUUUGGUGGUCAUUACAUUUUAAUUGGAUUCCAGUUCCAGCACGAAUACGAAAUGCACAAAAAUCGAGGAUCGAUCCCUACCCAUCUCCAACUAUGGCUGGUGGUUUACUAGCUGCUCAUCGAGAAUAUUUCUUCGAGAUUGGUGGUUAUGACGAUGAUAUGGAAGUGUGGGGUGGCGAAAACUUGGAAAUUUCCUUUCGUGUUUGGAUGUGUGGUGGUAGUUUGGAGUUUGUACCAUGUUCUCGCGUGGGUCAUAUAUUUCGUCCAGGUCAUCCGUAUAACAUGACUGGAGCGAAAGGAAAAGGUGAUGUUCACGGUCGAAAUUCGAUGCGGCUCGCAGAAGUAUGGAUGGAUGAUUAUAAACGUUUUUACUAUAUGCACAGACACGACCUGAAGGGUAAAGAUUAUGGUGAUGUAGAAGAUCGUCGAGCAAUAAGACAACGUUUAAAUUGUAAAUCAUUCAAAUGGUACUUAGAGAAUGUCUUUCCCGAAAAGUUCAUUCUCGAUGAAAAUGUUCAUGGUUUCGGAGAACUCCGAAAUCCUGCAUCGAGUUUAUGCUUAGAUACUUUAGGUAAAGACGAAAAAGGUUCGUUACAAUUAGCAAUAUUUUCUUGUCAAAAUGGGGCCUCAGCCAAUCAAUAUUUUUCUUUAACAAAAACGGACCAAUUACGCCGUGAAGAUACAUGUGCACUGAUAUCUGGACGUGGGUCAGAUGGUACAGGUGUAAUCCUAUCGCAAUGUGAUUAUUCUGAUCAAAGUCAGAAAUGGACGCAUGAAAAGAAUGGAACAAUUGUUCAUCAUCCAAGCGAACUGUGCUUAGAUGUUGAAGGUCUUGCUAACAAUGAUCAAGUAAAAUUAAGAAAAUGUCAACCGAAUAAACGAUCACAACAGUGGCUAUUCGAACAUUAUGCAACAACUUAG
Molecule: messenger RNA, 3294 nt
Organism: Adineta ricciae
Lineage: Eukaryota; Metazoa; Rotifera; Eurotatoria; Adinetida; Adinetidae
Source: the annotation of a GenBank genome assembly